Fusarium proliferatum ET1 is the source of this 765-nucleotide messenger RNA. RefSeq lists its product as uncharacterized. Gene Ontology annotation, biological process: amine metabolic process. The record is from RefSeq and is a predicted model, not a curated record. Bases 1 to 765 code for a protein of 254 amino acids. The transcript has 3 exons. Gene Ontology annotation, molecular function: quinone binding; copper ion binding; primary methylamine oxidase activity. Lineage: Eukaryota; Fungi; Ascomycota; Sordariomycetes; Hypocreales; Nectriaceae.
AUGCAAGUCAAGAAGGGUGUCAACGCCCAUAACCAUCAGCAUCUCUUCCUUCUCCGUAUCAACCCCAGCAUCGACGGACACGAGAACACGGUCCAUAUGGUUGAUGCCGUACCUUCGGAUGCCCCGGUUGGCAGCCCAGACAACCUCUACGGCAACGCCUUUUAUGCUAAGCGCACUCGACUCGAGACGACAGGCCAGGCUAUAACUGACUAUAACGGUGCUACAUCUCGCUCCUGGGAUAUUGUCAAUGAGAACAAGCUCAACUCUGAGAGUGGCAAGCCUGUCUCAUAUAAGCUUGUGAGCCGAGAUGUGCCGAACCUGAUGCCCAAGGAGGGCUCUCUUGUAUGGAAGAGAGCCUUCUUUGCUCGUCAUGCUGUUCAUGUGACCAAGUAUGCGGAUGAUGAGCUCUGGGCCGCUGGCAACCACGUUGCUCAGACAUCCGGUGAGCCUUCCAGAGGCCUCGGGACUUGGAUUGGUGACGGUACCAAGAGCGUCGCUAAUACUGAUAUCGUCCUAUGGCACACGUUUGGUAUCACGCAUUUCCCCGCUCCAGAGGAUUUCCCAGUCAUGCCCGCUGAGCCGAUUACACUCCUGCUCAGACCCCGUCACUUCUUCACCUGCAACCCUGUCAUGGACGUGCCUCCUUCUUACUCAGUCACUCCCAGUGAAGUGGCUGCUAAGAAGGCUGGAUUUGAUACCACUGAUAAAGUUAGCAAGCUGGCGGCUAUGAGUGAUUCGUCGUGCUGCAAGCCACCGAAGCUGUAA